GUGAUCAGUUACAAAUACAUGGUUUCCAUCUUUGCAGUGAAUUGGUUUUGAUUACAUUGCUGUAUUUCCCAACAAAAAGUAAACUCUGGGAUUUAUUAUAUUAUUUCAGGCAUUCCUCCUUUUACCCGUAGAUGGGGAAGUAAAGUCAGCAGUCCUGUGAAUAGGGGAACUUAAAAUGCUAGCCACACAACUUGAGUCUGAAUUUCUAUUGACUACUUGUCAUAGAAAAAAGUGUUCUGCUUUGCCUCAGUCCGAGGUUGGUUGCUUUACUUUUUUUUGUAACUUACUCUUACCUGGUAUUUGAUGGCUCUGGAGUGUUAGAACAUGAAACAUACUCAUGGGUUCUUGUACAAGUAUAGACAUCAUGCAGGCUCAAUUUGGAUAUCACUUGCCGAGAGCUAGCUGGCAGGAUAGCCAUAACAUUGAGGAAGCCCAUUUUUCACAAUCCUACAUGAAAGAGGUUACACACGUACUAAUGAUUUGGAGAAGAUUUUCCAAAGCUUGCAAAAUGUUCUUUUCACCAAAAGUACUUCAAUGCCCAAGUUUAAAGCUAAUAGCCAGCAGUGCAAUUCUAGCGCUAUCUGCAGCACCACAUUCACUUAAUGAUAAUGUCAGCUUGCAAUGAGCACAUAAACUGGGUUUUCAAACUUUACUAGUAAUGUCUUGAUGCCUUGAAAUGGCAUGGGAAUAUAUAUCAUGUUAUGGCAUUGCAGAAAGACAACUUGUGUUGUGGUAUUUUCCUUCUUUGACUUCUGAGGUAUGUAUGAUUUAUCACUGUACAGAACAUUGAAGGGAUCUUUGCACUGAAAGAAACCUGGGCUAGAUGUAGCAAGGAUGGCCAAACUGAGCUACAAAAUUUGUCGAGAUGUUUAUGGUGUCUAUGGACUAGCGGGGCCCAGAACCAAAGCCAGAUUAUGAUAUGCUAUUGGAAAAUACAUAAUCUAGUAGAUGACAAUGAACGUUUUUUUUUUAUAGAUAACUGACCUGAAGAAGAAAACAUUUGAACACAAGGAUGAAAAAAUAUUGUCAAUCUUGCUGUGUUUUAUAGGUUAGAUCUGAUAACCAUUAUUGUUUUAAGAACACCUUUGAGAGCUCGUCUUUGGGAAAAAAAGGCUGGAUGGUCCAACCUAAUAGCUGUUUGAUCCUUAUACCAUAGUCUACAAAGACUAUUUAUCAAACACAGCACAAUCUGUAGGUUUUCAAGUUUAUAUGCACACAUGAUAAAUAAAGCCUGUGAUCUACCAGCAGUGUUAAAAAUACAAAACGUGUAAAAUCAUCUAUAUGGAAGCUCCAUGGCCCUGAACUGAGCAAGAUAUAUGGAAGUGACAGCAUUAACCUUCAGUCUGCUAAGGUAGCUAUUUUACACCAAAUUUGAAUUGAGAUACUGGGUUUGGAAGCAAGAAGAAGGUUUAUCAUCUCUCAAAAUAAUUUCUACAUGUGGUUGACGAUUCCCCAAUGUUUGAAAGUGAAAAAAAAGACAUCCUAAACUACUUUGAAGUACCGGAAGGCUAUUCAGCACCAAGGAAAAUAUGUAUAGAAGUAUAGAUUUACUAUGGCUAGUAUGUAUUGCUUUUCCCAUAUUUGUGACCAGGUUCUGUACAGCUACAAUAAUAAAUAGAAGGUUGUUUAUCUCUUAUGUCAAUGGCUUUAUAAAAUUAUCAUAGAAAAGUUGUUAUAGAAAAAAAAAAUCAAGCGGCACUGAUUUUAUAAUUUUCUACAUAGAUUUGGAAUAUCUCAGAAACAAGGAAUUGAAUUGGUGUGCCAUGGAAGCAUAAAAACAGGUAGAUAUAUGGAACAACUAGAAAUGUCUCUUUAAUACUUCAAGAGAAGUCCCAAGCAUUGCACCCACAUAGACUAUUAACUGCAAAAUUUACGAAGUAGUGUCAUAAAAAAGCAAGACAACUGUAAGUUACACUCCACCAAUUCCUGGUGCAGGGGCAAAAGGCUGCACUGGUGACCCUAUAAAACCCUAGCAGCCUAGAAGUGGUCUAUAACUGGGACAGUAUAUCCGCCCCCACAUACUUCUCUAACUUCAAGCUCCUUCAAUCAAUGUCUGCCCUUGGGUUACAUUUGUAACUUUUGGGCGGUUGCCAAGAUGAAAGUGACAGAAGGAGCGUUCUUGAUGAAUAGUGCUCAUCCUUAAAACUGAAGCAAAUAAAUUGAGGUGCAGUGUAAGGCCACAUGAAAAGUCAUGGUCAGCACUUUUAUGGCAAACACCAGAUAUCCAUUUACAAAUUAGCCUUCUUUUGUAUUGCAAAGCCAUCAUCUUAGCUUCCAGCUUUAUCAAUGGAAUUGUUCAAAGUUGCCAAUGACUAUUACCUUGAACUGUUAAGCUUUCAAAUGUUGCAUCUCUUGUGUUGCAUUAAUUAUUCAUUUUACUUAAGACUGUGAUCUUUACAUUUACAAUCUAGAUUGUUCUGGAAAGGCAAGGUUACGACAAGUGAAAUCUCUGGGUCAGGCUAAAGUUUGAGUGUAUGAAACUGGAUGGGAGCGUGAUCUGUCAAGCUGUCCUAAGCACAAGUUGGAAGUAACUCUCCACCAUCUAGGGAGAGCUUGGGGGAUCCGUUAGAAACUGGAGCUUCCUCUUGUCUCUCCUGGUUAGUCCCAGUUUCCAUCAUCGGUUACAACUGCGGUUUCACCCUGGCAGGUAGCUUCCUUCUCACAUGUUUGGAGAAGUGUUAGCUGACAGGGGGGGACUUGGGGGAUGAAAGGGAUGGAUAGGAGAAAUACACAGUGGAUCUACUUUGAUAGAUCUCAAACCUAUGGGAACAUCUGAAAGAGGUGGUUUUACACCCUAUCUAUUCCAUGAAAAUGUUCAAGCUUAACCCACAUAUUAAUCUGUUGACUAUCCAUUAAUGGGUUUAUCGAAGUAGAACAAUAGACAAGUAAGCAUGUAUUUAACAUAUGGGAUUGAGAAAGUGAUUCAACGUACAGUUUAAAGAAAAUUUCAAUACCAUAAUAUCCAUAAAUAACAGUGGAAAAUUAACUACAUUGUACGUUAAGAGGGGUCCUGUUUUGGUGUGUAUACACUGAUUUUGUGUGUCCACUGUAAAAUGUUGUACUAACGUAAAAAAGGAUACAGGUGGAAGAGUUUAUAUAUGUACCAUAACAUUAUUAUUAUUAUCUGUAUUAAAUGCAGAGGUUACACAGGAAAGUAGGAGACUUUGAUCAAAAUUAGAUCCCAGCAAAUUCUUUUGUAUUCCUGGGGGUUUCCAGUAUCUGGCAGUUGUUCAUUGAUAUCCCCUGACCCCUGAAACAUCCUCUGGUUUCACUGUAGAGAUGCGGUCAUUCAACUUGUAAAUGUAAUGGCCUUUCAUUAGGGAUGCUGUUUUUAAUGAAAUACAAACAGAGUAGGUAGUCAUCUAUCUUACAUGGUGAUUGGCACAAUUGGGAUACCAUAGCUCAUAUGCAGUGCACCGACCAGAUUACGAUGGAUCUGGUAGGAAAAGCAGACUAAUUUUUCCAAACCACCAUUGAGCAAAGUAAACUAUUUGUCUAUGCCACCAACACUGAGUGUCCCCAUUCGUCAGUUCAUAAUUAUGGAAAUUUGAUUCUGUUAGCAGCAUGGGAUGACCAAGGCUUUGCACAUGUAAUCAAUCCUCAGGGCAGUGGCUCUUAUGUCCGAACUGUAACCAGGGACAAUUUCAUGAGCAAAUGAUUAGCAUAAUUGAAGCAAGCAUUCUGACAAGCUGCCAAUAGAUGCAGCACCUGAUCCCUCCUCCCUCCAGCAUGUUACACACCACCAAUCAGCUGACACCACACAUGUGACUAAGACAAGCAGAACAGUAAGUGGUCGCUAUUCUAAAUCAGUCUGCCAGCUAGCGUUGGAGAGGGAACUGCUUUGGUAACAGAAGUGUGAAGGUGGGGAAUGACAUGAAGCGUAAGGCUGUGAUGCGCCGGCUGCUCCUGCUGACCACCUUCAUGCUGGUGACCCUGGUACUGAUUCUCCAGCCACACCUCCAGCAACAUGGGCUCCUCUACAAGACUGCUUCUGUCACAUCCAGUCCUCCUCCUUCAAAGUCAGAACUCCAGGGCAACUUCUCAGCAGUUGCCAUACCAACAGGACACGCGCUGGUACAGCAUGAGCUGAAAAGGCAUGACCCUGUCAACCCAGACGAACGUCACCGAACAUUGUUGCUCAGCAAGACGGUUCUGAAACCACCAAGCAACCGGACCAACCUGACACAGACAGAAGUGGCAGGACCACUGCGCACCAGGUUUCAGGAGAGAAUAGUGGAUGCCAAACAAUGGAGCUGGAAUAGGACUGCCAUGUUAGAGAUGAGAAAUGCAGUCCGCAAAGUGAUUGAUACCGCUAAGAGCAUUUCUAUCCUGCGGUCCCAGACGCACAUUGGGGAUGUCAUGCACUACGACAUCGACAACCACAACACGUUUAACAUCACCAAGGACCUGUACGACCUGCUCCCCGAGACCUCUCCUCUCGAGGGCCGACUCUUCAACUCCUGCGCCAUAGUGGGCAACUCCGGGAUCCUCCUGGGGAGCGGGUGCGGACAGGAGAUCGACAGCCACGAUUUCGUCAUCCGCUGUAACCUCGCUCCCGUGACAGAGUACGUUAAGGACGUGGGGAGGAAGUCUGACUUGGUGACCAUGAACCCCUCUGUGCUCCCCACGGCUUUCGGAGGACUGAAGGAGAAACACUGGGAGGAGAAGUUUGUGAAGAGGCUGCGCAUGUUGGAGCACUCCAUGUUGUGGAUCCCCGCCUUCACCACCAUCAACGGGGAGAAAUAUGUGCAAUAUACAAACAGGAUCAUCCUGAAGAAUGACCUGAAUAUCAAGACUCUUUACCCCACUAAACACUUAGCACAUUCCAUACGAGGGUUCUGGCUCCAAGCCAAGACCAGGAUCAAACGCCCAAGUACCGGUCUCUACAUGUACACCAUAGCCACCAGGUUCUGUCAGGAGAUCCACCUGUAUGGCUUCUUCCCAUUCACAGUGGAUGUCAACGGGCGGCCCGUCAGAUAUCACUACUACGACAAUGGAAAGUACAACUUCUACGACAAAAGAAGACCUCAUUCCAUGCCAGUGGAGUUUCAGGCACUGCGACGGUUACAUGAUAAGGGUGCUCUCAGGCUGCUGACGGACAAAUGUACAUAGUAGUAACAGGUGGCGCCCUAUGUUCUAACAUCCCGUCAUGUAUGUUCCCACACCCCUACAUUUCAACACCCCUAUGUUAGGGUUGGUAGAGAGUGCUGGAACAUAGGGGUGUAACCAUAGUAACAUGCAUCCCAUUGGGGCCUUCCAGUACAUCUCAGAGUUGGCUAAUGUGUUAUGGUUAUCAGUACAUGAGGGGGUAUCAGAUAAGUUUUACUGUUUUUUAACAGAAGCAAAUUAAUUGCUUUAUUAAGAGAAGCAAGAUAAUAGCUCAAGAUGGAGAAUGUCAUGUUUUGUUUUGUUUUAUAGUAAGGUCAUGUUAAUUUGAUUAUGUGGAUCUUUCACAGAAUCCCAAAACAGACGAUUAGUCAAAAAUUAUAAAAUUAGUUUCUGUUCACUAAUGUUUAGGUUGCAAUUUGCAGCAGAUAUCUGCACAUUUUGAAACUGUAGUAUUUUUGGAAACGGGCAAAAAUUGAUCUGCACACAGACGUCAUUCAUAUAAAUCCAACCAACAUGGCCAAACCAAGAAUAAAAACAGUCACGUGUAUAAGGUUCUGAAGAUGACAUUGCUUCUAAUGAGAUUCAACUUAAUCUACAAAAUAAUUCAAUGAUGUCAUAUACGAAAUAUGUCAUAUACGGAACUGAUAAGUUAUUGAUGGAAACACCUUAUACUACACAAAAGACAUGAUUUACCAAAAUGCUUUAAAACCUACAUGUACCACUAAAAUUGGUCGUGGUAAUCAUACAUUGUUCUCACUGUCAUUGUAUAUUAGUCCUGUUGAAAAUGGGCAUAUGGUGUGAAUGUUCAACAGCAAAGACAAAAUUGCAAGUCUACAAAUACAAGGCAAUUCAAACAAAAAGAUAAAACACCAAAAUAGACAAACUCUAAAGGCUCUUUAACAUAUCAAUCAGCAGGGUUGAUGAGAGUUCAUUAAUUAUUCUACUGAGAAUGUUAUUGCUUACAGCAUGGGUGAAAUGAAAGAAAGAACUGGUAAAUAUGUAAGUGGUAUUCUGAGCAUGAAAGCAAAAACACUAGUAGGAAGGUAGCAGAAUGUAGUUAUGUGUGAAAGGAGUUGACAGAAAAUAAAAGAACAAUUUUGUAUGACAGUUGAAAGAACUUACAAAAAAAUGGCACCAGACUCCCCCUCACAAGUUUUUGUGGUCCAACCCAUACAAAAGUAGAAGCUGAAGGUAUAAGUAGAAAAGUAAUGUUUGAUAUGAGAGAACACAAACAGGUGAGGAAGACUGACAUAAAAUUGAGUGUAAUGAACCUGACUUGAUACAAUAUUAGUAAGAUUUUCUAAAUCCUUCAAGAGUUGUGAUCACUCUAAAGCCAGACUGCCUUUUUUCCCUUUUAAAAGAUAUAUAUCCGGAAAAAGAUAGGCUAAGUUAGUAAUCAUUACUCUGUGCUCAAAAUAUCAUGACAAAAAUAGGCAGAGUUGGUCCUUGUGCUGUUACCGGUGUAUAUUUUAUCAUACCCAGUACACAGUUCAAUAUGAUGGACAGGUCCAAAAUACUGGAACAUCAAUGUACCAGUAGUAUACCUGAAUAGACUAUGUCUGAAGCACUCAUGUUUGAGAUGCAAAGAUGAAUAUUUAUGACUUUGAAACAAACAAAAAAUGUGUGUGGGCAUUGAAAUCGGUGCCAUCUUAUUCAAACUCCUCUUCCAACGGUUUAACUUUUUUUUUAAUGAGUGUACAAUCAAAAAUUCCAAAUAAAUAGUCUGUUCAUUGUUCCUGUCCUCACUCAAGAUUACUUGUUCAGGUAUACAUCAAUGUAUGUACUGGUCCAGACCUGUACCUUAAUCUCUGAACCUGAUGAAACAACAUAUACUAGUAUGUUAAGGUACGAACCUGUAGUGACUCUGGAUUGUAACAGAGGUAAAAUAUCUUUUAGGACACCACAAAUAUUUUGGCGUUGGUUCAGUUCCCAAGAUGUUCUAGAUCUGCACAAAUCUUUUAACAUUCCAGGGUUUCACCUCUCUAUGCAGAGUACUUUUACUUUCUCUGUGGGAAAAAGGAAUGUAACAUUUUUGUCUACUCAUGUUUGAUUUAGCAAACAAGUGUCAGCUGGCGUGUUACACUGAAAGGAGGUUAUCCCAACUAUAUAGAUACACAUACAUAUAUACUAUGAUGAUUUGUAUACCAACUUUCAAUGACAGAUAGCAGCAUUCAGCAGUAACAAACAGCAAAUGCACAAUAUUGUUAGAUAUAAGUAUACAAUAUCAUGAACUAGCUGUUUGUUAUUUGUUCACAUGGAUGGCAGAAACACUUGUGCUUAUAUGAUCAGAACCUGAUUCGAUGUGAACUUUUAAAUCAAUUUUUCCAAUUGCAGGAGGCAAAUUCUUUUGCAUGCAAAAAUAUCUUGAUCAGGAAGGAUGGCAUCCAAAUUUGUAUAUCGUUGGUCUACCCAUUCUUUCUUUAUUCAUAAUAUUAUGUACUUAAUUACUUUUAACUAGUAUUGAAAUUUCACUACCUGAUUGGUAGCAUAUACAUGUAUAUCAUUAUGUUACAUACACGGUGUAGGUCUACAAAAGCUUAUGAUUAUAUUUGACAUCUUUAAGUAUUUCAGAUCUAGAUAGACAACUGCAACUAUUUAUACAGUUUGGCAGAUGUUAAUAGCAUAGUUUGAAUAAAAAAUACAAGAUUGA
Messenger RNA from Branchiostoma floridae (Florida lancelet), 7759 nucleotides. Its product is annotated as CMP-N-acetylneuraminate-poly-alpha-2,8-sialyltransferase-like. Lineage: Eukaryota; Metazoa; Chordata; Leptocardii; Amphioxiformes; Branchiostomatidae. Gene Ontology annotation, molecular function: alpha-N-acetylneuraminate alpha-2,8-sialyltransferase activity. The transcript is spliced from 6 exons. The coding region runs from base 3874 to 5112 and encodes 412 amino acids. The record is from RefSeq and is a predicted model, not a curated record. Gene Ontology annotation, biological process: N-glycan processing; oligosaccharide metabolic process.